GAAUAAACUAUUAUAUUAUAAUUAGAAAAAUAAUGUCGGCAAAAAUGAAAGUGUAAGUUGCUAUACAUAGUGGUAGAGCAUGGGGAGGAGGGUUGGUUGCGUAGCACUUAGCCAUUAAUCCAUUAAUCAAUCCAUCGUCUCUUACCUCUCUCUUUCUCUUUCUUAUGAGAUCGGAUCCAUCGUCGCCGGUGUUUUCAUCUUCAUCUUCAUCUUCUUCAUAAUCUCCUUGGAUCAAUCAAUGGCCGUCGUGUCGCCAUUAGCCAAGUACAAGCUGGUCUUCCUAGGCGACCAAUCCGUCGGCAAAACUAGCAUAAUCACGCGUUUCAUGUACGACAAAUUCGACACCACCUAUCAGGCCACUAUCGGUAUCGACUUCCUGUCGAAGACGAUGUACCUCGAAGAUCGAACGGUUCGAUUACAGCUCUGGGAUACUGCAGGUCAGGAGAGAUUCCGGAGCCUUAUUCCUAGCUAUAUAAGAGACUCGUCCGUCGCCGUUAUUGUAUACGACGUCGCAAAUCGACAAUCAUUUUUGAACACUUCGAGAUGGAUCGACGAAGUGAGAACAGAACGAGGCGGAGAUGUCAUUAUCGUUCUAGUGGGGAACAAAACGGAUCUUGUUGAGAAAAGGCAAGUUUCAAUCGAAGAAGGAGAUUAUAAAGCCCGAGAAGUCGGAGUCAUGUUCAUGGAAACUAGCGCAAAGGCCGGUUUCAAUAUUAAGCCACUAUUUAGGAAAAUAGCAGCAGCAUUGCCAGGGAUGGAAGCACUGACCUCCACAAAACAUGAAGAUAUGGUGGAUGUCAACUUGAAACCUACUUCCAACACAUCUCAGGCAGACCAACAAGGAGGAGGUUGUUCAUGCUAAGACAGCCACACACGCAUAACCGAAGACCAAUUUAUCGACAGGUGGAGCCAAAAAACAAAUAGGAUUUAGUAGAAAAUGUUGGGAUUCCUACGUGUACGAACAUUUUUUAUGAUGAAGAUGAACAUACAUUCCUAACUAACAUGAAACAGAGCAGUAAGCUGCAGGAAUUUUCUGCAGUUAUGAAUAUUGUUUGUAGCUAUUUAAAUAUACAAGAAAGAAUCUUUGCAUACGAAUAAAUCAGCUAAG
Messenger RNA from Andrographis paniculata, 1108 nucleotides. RefSeq names its product ras-related protein RABH1d. The record is from RefSeq and is a predicted model, not a curated record. Bases 239 to 862 code for a protein of 207 amino acids. The transcript is spliced from 6 exons. Gene Ontology annotation, molecular function: GTP binding; GTPase activity. Lineage: Eukaryota; Viridiplantae; Streptophyta; Magnoliopsida; Lamiales; Acanthaceae.